This is a messenger RNA of Dermacentor andersoni, 17573 nucleotides long. RefSeq names its product secretory pathway calcium atpase (gene SPoCk). Gene Ontology annotation, cellular component: membrane. Gene Ontology annotation, molecular function: ATP binding; P-type calcium transporter activity; ATP hydrolysis activity. Gene Ontology annotation, biological process: calcium ion transport. Lineage: Eukaryota; Metazoa; Arthropoda; Arachnida; Ixodida; Ixodidae. The record is from RefSeq and is a predicted model, not a curated record.
CGGGAACUGCAAAUCCGGCAUGAAGACAAACUACGAAAAGCUUCCUACGGAAGUUCAUCGCCAGGGAUCGCCAACGAGGCAAAACGCACAGCAUAGCCUUUCGGAGGCGGGUGGAGGUGGCGCCUCCGACUCUGACGACUCGGAGGCACUGCCGUUGGCCCAAGGGGCAGCUGAGGGCAUGCGCACUGAGGAGGCCUGCCAGCUGCCCUUUGAUGUGGUGGCUGAGCGGCUCGGCACAGACCUCCGCCGGGGCCUGUCCUGGCAUGAGGCCCACCGCCGUCUCCUCACCGGCGGGGCCAAUGAGUUUGAGGUGCGCCAGGAAGAGCCACUAUGUAAGAAGUACCUAGACCAGUUCAAGAAUCCACUCAUUGUGCUCCUUUUGGCAUCUGCAGUUGUCAGUGUCUGCAUGCAGCAGUUUGAUGAUGCGUUCAGCAUUACUGCUGCUAUCAUUAUUGUGGUGACAGUUGCCUUUGUUCAGGAAUAUCGUUCAGAAAAAUCGCUCGAAGAGUUGAAUAAAUUAGUACCCCCAACAUGCCAUUGCCUAAGAGGUGGCCAAGCAGAAACAUUUCUUGCAAAGAAUCUCGUGCCUGGUGAUAUUGUUAUUCUUAAUGUUGGAGAUCGUGUGCCAGCUGACAUCAGACUAUUCAGUGCUGUCGACCUAAUGAUUGAUGAGAGUAGUUUCACAGGUGAAACUGAACCAGCUGCCAAGGUGACUGCACCACUGGAGAAAGCAGGCAAUGGCAUUGCCUCGAAGCUCAACCUGGCCUUUAUGGGCACACUUGUUCGUUAUGGCAAUGGCAGGGGGAUUGUAAUAAACACUGGAGAAAAAUCUGAGUUUGGAGACAUAUUCAAGAUGAUGCAAGCUGAAGAGGCACCGAAAACACCACUACAAAGGAGUAUGGACAGCUUAGGCAAACAGCUGUCAUUAUAUUCAUUUGGUAUUAUCGGUCUCAUCAUGCUUCUGGGCUGGAUCCAGGGCAGGCCCCUGCUUGAAAUGUUCAACAUUGGUGUCAGCCUUGCUGUGGCAGCUAUCCCUGAAGGUCUGCCUAUUGUGGUCACAGUCACCCUCGCCCUUGGAGUGAUGCGCAUGGCAAAGCGUAAGGCCAUCAUCAAGAAACUGCCAACUGUGGAAACUUUAGGUUGUGUUAAUGUAGUGUGCUCGGACAAGACAGGAACUUUGACGAAAAAUGAGAUGACUGUUUGCUCCAUCAUGACAUCAGAGCUUUACCACGCUGAGGUUACAGGAGUUGGCUACAAUGCAGAUGGGCAUGUGAUUCUCACUGAGCCUGGAGAGAGAGAUGCCCAAAUGGAUUCGCUGAGGCUAUUUCUUGAGUGUGGCUCCAUCUGCAAUAAUGCUGAUAUCUUGGGAAGUGAGCUCAGAGGACAGCCAACAGAAGGGGCCUUGUUGGCCGCUGCUCACAAGAUGGGAAUUUAUGAUGUGCGAAACCAUUAUGUGCGGCUUCAAGAGAUACCUUUCAGCUCUGAACAUAAAAUGAUGGCAGUGAAGGUCAUCCCCAAGUUUGGAGGGGAACAGGAGCAGUACUUUGUGAAGGGGGCACUGGAAAAAAUUUUGGCCCAUUGCACCCACUACAGUCACCACGGCAUACCAUUGCCAAUUACAACCGAACGCACAGCUCAGUAUAUCAAGGAGGCUCAGUUUAUGGGUCGCAAGGGUCUCAGAGUUCUCUCUCUGGCAAGUGGCACAAAUCUCAACCAACUCAAGUUUCUGGGUUUAGUGGGCAUUAUGGACCCUCCCAGACCAGGAGUGCGUGACUCCAUUGAGACACUCCAUAGUAGUGGUGUCAAUGUCAAGAUGCUUACUGGUGACUCUGAAGAAACUGCCUGUACUGUUGCGGCUCGCCUUGGUCUCCAUGCUGUGGGCAACGUUGUGCUCUCUGGGGAUCACCUGGAUGCAAUGACAGACAGUGAGCUGCAGAGGAUCAUUGGAUCUGUGUCCGUGUUUUACAGGACAGGACCAGGGCAUAAGCUUCGUAUUGUAAAGGCUUUGCAGCGGAACAACUACAUUGUAGGAAUGACUGGUGAUGGUGUGAAUGAUGGAGUUGCUUUGAAGAAAGCUGACAUUGGUAUUGCCAUGGGCAAAAUUGGCACGGAUGUUUGUAAGGAAGCAGCUGACAUGAUUCUUGUUGAUGACGACUUCUCCACCAUCAUGGCAGCAAUUGAAGAAGGAAAAGGCAUAUUUUACAACAUCAGAAAUUUUGUUACGUUCCAGCUAAGCACGAGCAUUGCAGCUCUUUCUCUAAUUGCAUUGUCCACACUAAUGAAGAUUCCCAACCCUCUGAAUGCAAUGCAAAUUCUUUGGAUAAACAUCAUCAUGGAUGGACCACCAGCACAGAGUCUUGGUGUAGAGCCUGUGGACCAUGAUGUGUUGAAGCAGCCUCCACGCAACACCAAGCAGCCGAUGAUCACAAGAGAUCUUAUAUUUAAUGUGGUCUUGUCUUCGCUCAUCAUCAUUCUCGGAACCUUGUUUAUCUUCCGAAAAGAGAUGAGUGACCAAAUCGUAACACCAAGGGACACCACCAUGACAUUUACUUGCUUUGUCUUUUUUGACAUGUUCAAUGCAUUGAGCUGCAGAUCACAGACAAAAUCUGCAUUCACCAUUGGGCUCUUCAGCAACCGCAUGUUCCUUCUCGCAGUGGCCUUUUCAGUGAUAGGGCAAAUGCUGGUCAUCUACUUCCCACCACUGCAGAGGGUCUUUCAAACUGAAGCUCUGACUGCAUUAGAUAUUUGUCUCCUUGUUGGAGUAUCAUCAACUGUUUUUAUUGUAUCAGAGCUGAAGAAGUUCUUUGAAAGAAGCAUUUCGAGAAGGGUGCGGAAAAAGCAGUUUUUCGGCUCGGAUUUUGUUUAAAGUGCUGUGCUUUGACUGUUGUUUCUGUAGGCCGACGUUAGUCAAUGCAGUCUCUGGAUCCUUGAAUGCCUUUAUUUUUUAUGAAUUUUAAGUUGGCUGGCAGUUAUUAUUUUAAAGACAGCCUUUAUUUUUUAUUUAUAUUUUUUAUCUCAUUGCAGUGCAAAAGUGUCAAUGCACAAAAGCAUUCAGAUUAGACGUGGAAGAGUUGCGUAGGGUUUGCAGCUCGUUCAUCAUGAACUAUGUAAAUAGUUUUUUGUAAAUAACUGCAAGUGGGCAAGAUCAUGUGAAGCUGCAGGGUGAAGAGCUGAGACACUUUGCCUUAGCAUGUAUGAUUUGCACAUUCAAAACUAACCAAUGGUUGUGGCAACAUUGUGGACAGGAAACCUGCAAAACUCUGGAUUCUUCCUUUCCUGUACUCUUUAUUUGACAAAGGUCCUCAAUGUUCCUCUCCCCCACUGCCCCUCCCCUGUUUUUCUUAUAAUUUACUUACGUGAAUGUUUCAGUGAUAAGUACAUUCAGACAUCUGCAACUUUUCAUUAUGCACAUGCUUUGCUAUUUUAGUGGAGCACAGCGAUAGUAGUGCCUUGCAAAAUGCACAAUAGAGAACCAGCAGAAUCAUGCCCAUUCACACUGCAUAUUUCUCAAGUGAAAUGUGUUUUUCUUUUUUCUUCUUCUUUACAUGCGAAGAGGACAUUUAAUUUAUUACAAAUCAUGAUUCACUGACUCCAAUGUUUAAGUUCUUGGCAAGAAUACAGUUUAGUAUCCAUGCACAAAAUAGUAGCUGAUGGUGUCAGAAUGCAAGAAUGUGAUGUUCAGUUAUUUAGCCGUUAUUUUUAUUUUUCUUUGGAGACUUUUCUUCUGGUUGUUUGCAAUUCUGUAACGUCUGUAAUCUGGAAUAGCUGUGUUGAUAAGGCUUGUUCUCGCAUCUAUGUUUUAAGACUACAGCAAGCUCUCACUUCUAUUCUUGACCUUUCAAGUACCAUGCCCAAUUGUGUUAUAGAGCACUUCCCUAUAUUUACUCCUACUCCCUGCCCAUUCUUGGCUGCAUUCGAGCUCAAAGAAAAUUAUGCAUUGAUUGUACAAGAUUUCCAGGAGUUCCUAAAGUAAACACUCUGGAAGUUUCAUGUUUUAAUGACAAAUACAGAGUAUCGAUACUGCACUUGUGACUAAAGUGCCCUAUUGUGGUACAUCAAUGCCUCUUUUAGAUGCAUAUUUUAAAGGAUGAUAAUAUCCAGAAAAAAAAAUUAUUUAGAUUUGAAAACUGACAGUUCUGACUGUGUCAGUUCAGAUAGCAAGCUCUCUGAGGACUGUUCGUGUUGAAACUGAGUCAAGCAAGUAUAUUUCAGCUGAGUGGAGCAGGCUGAAUGUGAAUUCCUUAGUAAAUAUUUGUGUGGUAUAUGUCCCUAGGUAAAUCAGUAUAUUUCCAGAAGGAUAGCUGUGCACAAGAAAAGAAACAAAGCAUGGAAGCCUGGAAUAGUCUGUGCUGAAGACAGGCUGCAAAACUUGCACCUCUACAUUGGUGAAAUGUUCUCUGCAGUGCCUAUGCGCAGCUUGUGGUAGAUGGUGUGUGAGUAGAAUGGAAUCAUGUAUUUAGUAGCAAGGCGUCAAUGAAAUUACACUUCUUUGAGCCAUUCAGCAGUAAAGACUCUAUAAUGUUGCCAUAUAUCUUAUGAUAUCUGUGUGAAACUUAGUUUAAUUGGAAAACAGGGAUAAUACAUUGAUCUUCAUUAAGUAUGACACUGUCAAAUGUUCUUUUUUGCAUGCAACAAAAUUUAAUGCAGGUUGCAUAGGGCAAAUUACAUUACAUACACAGUCCGUCAGCUUUCUUUGACAUUUAGUGAGGUUAUAGAACCAGACCAUGUGUCGAGGGCAGAUUUCCAUGGCACAUGGUGCUGCAGUGGCAGACUAGUACCAUUUGUACCAAUGACAUUUUUACAACUUCCAACUACAAAAUUGUAACUUUUUUCUCUCUCUCUUUCUCCUCACUCUUAGUUGUCAUGAGUGCCUUAAACAGAAAAAAGAAAAUUCUCAGUGCUUACCUAUGUGUUCAGAGAAGACAUGAAUGAACCUAGGCUUUGUGAAGGUUGUUUGUACAGCAGUCAUUACCGAGGCUUUCACACAGGACACCGUAUAAAUUUAUUUCAUAUAAAUAAAUGUGCAGUUAAACAUUUUCAAGGUACAAUUUAAUGUAACUAAGUGACACAGGCCAAUUCUCUGUGUCCUGUUGUGGCCCAGUAAAGGAAGUUGGCUGUACAGGCUUGAAAUAAAAAUUUGGUUAGACUGCUAACUCCUUACCACAUGGUGUAUCAUAAUAUGGUACACAAAGACCAACUUCUUCAAACAUAACAGAAUUGGAUUGAAAUAAAAUCUUACAUAUUUACCCAGAAUCUGUGUAUAACUCUUCAAUCUUGGCCGCUCAUCACACAAUAUGCAAAAAGUUCAUAAAGUUUUUUUUUUUUUCACGACAGUUUACAUGCCUGAAAUCAAUGUACAAAAAACAGCAAUGUUUGCUGUGUAUCAGCCUACUGUGAUGUUUUGAAUGACAAAGACAUUCAGGUGGUUCAUUAAGUACUAGUAUAUCACAUAUCAUACAGCAUGCAGUUAUGGGUUAUCUUGUAGAAGGGAGCAGGUAUUUGUUUCCUCAUGACAGAACAAAUUUAGUGACAAACUAGAAUGUUUCUAUGGGCUAUACUAUUUCUUAACACUAUUAUACUGUUUCUUAGCACUAUUACUGUAGCAAAUAUGUCAGAAAAUGAAAAUGCCAGCAGUGUUUACGGUAAACAUAAAGUGCGGCCUGCUGUGUUUCAAGGGCUAAUGACAACAGCAGAAGCACAUCACUCUUGGGAAGAGAAUUGAGGUUGAUUUUCAGCUUGCGCCAAGUUCGUAAAGACUGCAAACCAAAUAUUUACGCAAAAGAAAGCUCUAUGAACGACCCAGCCUAGAUGCGGAUGCUAUCAAUUAGUCAAGGGUAACAUCAUCAAAUUUUAACUCUUUCAGGGUCAAUUUUUUUUGCCAUAUGCGAUCGCCCAGGGUUGAUUUCUUUUAUUGCAAAUUCCAAUAAUUCUGAGGGACCUAUUUCGAAAAAUAUUUACCGCAAUUUUUCUCGGCUGAUCGUAAAGUGAGAAAAAAAUAUUUUGCAUUGUUAUACAUGUACUCUUUAUUCAUGAAUAACAACAGUAAAAAAGGAAAUAAAGUUAUAAGAAUUAACAAUUUGAUCCAUUGUUAUCCACAUAGUUCAAGGCUUACAAAAUGCUCACACGAGAAUAUUUCGCAAGUUUCAAAUGUUCCUGCUCUUACACUCGUAUUUAUGCCUAUAGCGUAAUCAAACUGCGUAGGUGAGCGCACUAAAAAAAACGGUGUGGUUGUGUGCCCGUCAAAAAACAAAACAUGUGACAAACUUCCGCUAAUCUUCAUCUUAUCACCAACCAGAGGCAAUUAGUUUUCACUAGUCUCAAAAAAAAAAAAGGAGGAAACGUAUGCAUGGCGGCAUCCUUCCUAUGCGCACCUCUGUGAGCACUAAACGAGCGAGAAACAGGCGGUCGCCCUUUGAGCGAUUAGUAACAGGAUAGCUAUCAGUUUUGCGAGCGCAAGAAGCCAGAGCCGCCUGCAGAACAAAACCCAAACCACCGCCCGACCGCACGCACACCAAUGUGUGAGCAGUAGUAUAUAGACACGCUGGAGAAAAUUAGCUAUAAAACAAACCAUGCAACGAAAAGCGAGGUAGGGAGGCAUGCGAAAAAAAUUCCCUGUAUUCCCACAUAGUGGCAGCACAUGCCAGGAAAAAAAAAAAGUUAGAAAAUUGGCGCGCUUUUUAACCAUACAGACGGCGCCGUAAAUAUAUAGCAUCAACCAUUUUGGACUUGUUCGCGGCGCCGUAUAUUUAUGUCAUUGGCCCUGAAAGGGUUAAAGAAACUUGAACUUGCUGGUGCUGCGAGGAAUGCAGUCCAUUUUUUACAGCAAAGCUUUUAACUGUUUCAAUGCUCCUGAUAUAUUUAGCAGCUUUUCUGCGAUUUGAAUGUCUCUUUGUAUAUUUGUAAGAUGUGUCGUUAACUGCAUGGUGUAUCAUAUAUGAUCUGCAACAACUUUCGCUCAUCAAAUCUCAGCCUCACAUUUCUUUAGAAUGUUAAGGUUUGUUUGAGCAUAUUUGACCUAAACAAAGGCUUGUCUAAUUCUGUCAUUAGAAAACUUAAAUUUAUGUAAUAAGGGAUUCAAUAAACCAUUUGGAGCUUUUGGCACAUGUGGAAAAUAUUUGGUGGAAUGGCAGAACUUCCCAUGCACCUCAUUCGAUCUUACGUGUACACAAACCCCAAUGCUGGUGACAUGACUGCUCUAAUGUUGCACAUAUUGCGCUUGUUACAAUGAGCCUCGUUUCUUCCACCAUUGACUAGGUUCCUAAAGUUCAGCCAUUUGAAGCAUAACAACAAAACAUGAGAUGCUGUAACUUUUUUUUUUCUCUGCUUACGAAGUAAAGGUGACAAGUUGUUAAUUGUUAGCUGCCUGCUGUGUCAUAAUUUUUUUAUGCAAAACAUUCUUUGGCUUAUUCAAGGCACUUUGCUGUAGGUUGGUUUCUGUCUCGCAUAAUUUAGGGCCUUUUCAAUUAAAAAGAAAAACUUCACUUGUUCGAUCAUGGAACGGAACCUUGCCCGAUGCUCUAACCAUUAGGCCACGAUUGCCCGGACACUUCUCUUGUGCCAACACCAAUUAGCUAUUUAAGCAUGUGCAACAUCGCAUAGCACAAGCAAAAGCAUGUGUGCAUGCAUGUACCAGUUUGCAUUCGGCUUCAGUCUUGCCACUCUCUUUCACGUGCAUCACAUCGCAUAGCAACAAGCUGCUAACUAAAGCGGGAGCAUGCCAGUUUCUCUCAUUCUUCUUUUAUGGCAGCCAGCGUAUUGAGACAUGUUGUUGCCAGUGUUAGACUGCACUGGCAACAACAUGUUUGGCAACAACUCCGGAUUGGUGCACAUUCCUCAGUCCUUUCUUUGUAGCAAUUAACUCUACGUAGAUUUGGGACAUCGUAACACCUUCAGUAUCAGCCCAGGUCAUUAUGGAGCAGGUUGUAACAGGUCGUCUGAAUACAAAAAAAAAAAAAAAAAAACAGUAGUCAUAUUAUCAUCCGUGCAAUUAUCUUACUGCUAUCGUGACACACACGUUUAUGUCACAUACACAAUUUUUUAACUUACAUAAACAUGUUGGUCCAUCAGGUAAUGCUUUGCAGAGCUGCAAACGAGGCUAGAUAGCUAGCUGCAUGCAGAAUUCUUUGCAUUACAUUGAUUCCCACAGCAUGUGGGAUCUGCACAAUUCGGAUCUCCUUCUGUUUUUGGCAUUUUUCAACAGAUUAAGCUAAAGUAAAAUUUUUUUUUAAAGUUUCAUUAUUUGCAACCUAGCUCAUUUUAUUUUUUUGUUGGCUGGUUGUACUUGGCCAGUCAUUACCACAAUGCGAUAUGGAAGGUAGCACUGCCACCAACCUUUUCCAUUUUUGUCACAUCUGGCCUAAUCGCACUUAUGAAAGUGGCCUAUAUGCUACUUGAGAAAUGUGCCCUAUUAGCCCAGAGAUCUUUGAGUGGGACUCCAAAGCUGUAAUUAUAAAGUGACCCUUGGGCUAAAGUGAUAAUUGUAUUCUAGUCAGGGUGUCAGAACGGAAUGUUUUUCGUUCGUUUUAGUUUUAUUCCUCUGAAAAAAUUUCUGCUUUGGUUCUGCUCCGGAUAGGAAAAAAAAAAAACUGAUCUGUAAUGGUUUGUAAUGGUUUUUGUUUGCAUGUAAAAUUUUUUGAAGUAAAGUAACGAUCAAAACAUGCUAUUUUUCGCAAUAAGUGAAUUAUUCGCAGAUCAUGCUUUGUGCUUCGAGUCAAGGCACUGAGCAUGGUCUCAGAAGCAGCACGUCAUCAAGUGUACUCGCCGAAAUGCUAGACUGCUGUUAUGAUAAAACUAACUUCAGCGCCGAGAAGGCCCUCUCCAUGCUGACGUGUGGCUGGCACACCAAGGGCUACUUGCGUUAAUAUGUACAGCUCUGGUUGCUGCUUUCUUCGCUCUUCCCAAAAUUUAAACACAUUCGUGCCCUCUGGAAGGUGUGGCUCUUUGUCAAGCAUUUCCAGCAAGCAUACAAUGUUCACUAAGCCUAGCUUACUUGUCAAAUGCAAAUGAGCUCUAGCCUCAGCUUCUUUUGUCUUGAGAAAUGCUUCAAAGGCAUCUUCUGGUUACUCUGGAGUUAAGGCAGCCAUGCUUUCUGGAAUACAGCUGUUACCCUGCUUUUGCUGAAGGCCUGUAAUUCACUUCUAGGUUUUGCUCAAUACAUUUCUGGUCAGUGGAAAGGAGAAGGCGAUAGCGAUGGUCCAUGUACAGUGCUGCACGAAAAAAUAUCUGUAUUGCAGAGAUCUCGCUUUCGCUUCUUCAUGGGUUGAACCAGAGUCUGUGCAAAUGGAAUCGGUAUCAUUGAGGUCCUCGUACAACACGUCAACCAUACACCAUAGAAAUAAUCAAUUUCCACCAUAGAAAUAAUCAAUUGUGAGUUGUUCUCUUUGAAGAUCUUUGUGGCUUCUUGUGCCGGCUGAAAGGAUUGUAUGAGUAUUUCUGCUUGUGCUCACAUGCUACCAAUCCACCUUGUGGUCCCUUCAUCCGAUAGAAAGUCCUCAGUGAAGUCCUUUAGUUCUAUCAACCUAGUUAACAUGUUCAACGUCAACAUCCAUCGUGUCGGGCAAUCGAUGACAGGCUUCUUUAGCCCUAGCUUCCUUACCAAGCCCAUGGCACUUUACGCGGAGUUUCUUCACAAGUGCACGACACUCUGCGACGAUAGUGUAGGAACCUGACUCCUUAAGAGCAUCGCUAACGGCCAGUUGCAGUGUGUACACAGCACACAUGACACCUAACAUAAAGUCUGCGUCAUCAAGACUAAGGCGCUGGGCAUGGCAUCUUCUGAGUCAUCUAGCAGAGAGUUGUAAUAUCGAAAUUCAGGGUUGCUGCUAUUGGCUUCUUCGUCUGAGCUGGAAGCGUCAGUUUUGUCGUCUGUUUCACUGAGAACGCGAACAGCCUUUAGCAUGUGUGCACCAUUAUCAGUUGUGAUGCUGUACACCUGGGUGACACUGAAGUCAUAGCGACAUAGCAUGCUUUUCACCUGUAAUUUCAGAUGUUCAGCAGUGUGCCUGUCGAAAAGUUCCUUCAUGGCCAGUAGUUGAUGAAUUAGUCUUUCAUUUUCUGCCUACUGUACAUUGAUGCCAAGCAGAGCUCUGUCAAGUCUCUAUGCGCAGUCAAUUUUUAAAGAAAGCAUCCAUUUUCUAAGUGACUGAGAAAUUUCCUCUCGCGUGCUCUUCACUUCUUUGUGGACUCUGUCCUUAACAGUGUCUGCUAUGAUAGACCGUUUGGCACCAAGUGCUUUUAGGACAGGAUCAGCUACUUUGCGAAAGCCAAAGUCAUUGACAAGCAGAAAUGGCCAACUGGUUCUCGUGACUUCUUUGAUGCAACUGUUCAUUAUGCUGUCCUAUGUUACAUCGAGUGAAACGCACUUCCACGAAGUAUUCUGAAGCGUGCGUUGCAUAUCCACUUGCCUGAGCUUUGCCGUAGGAAAGCCUUCAGCCUCGUCCGAUAUGAAGCGCUUUGUGGACUUGGCUUUCUCGGCAAGAAUUUUGUCAUACACCUCCUUGUGGCGCUGCUGCAGAUGACAUUACAGGUGUUCACCGUGGUCGCCUGAAACUGCGUGCUGGGGGUCGUCAAUCUGGCAUGUUGAUUUGUUUGAGACAGUGUCAUACUUGAAAUAUCUUUGAGCAUGAUUGGUUCUGUCGCAUCCAAUUUGGGCGAGCUGUAAACUUCCCUUACCAAGACCCGUAGAAAACGAAACAAUAAGCUCUGCAGCACGCAAACACCUGCUCCGAGCUCUGCUACGAUUCCUAUCUGUUAGUGCUGCUACUGCUAGUGCACCGAGCAGCAUGGUUUGAUUAGUGGCAUGUUCAAGCGGCUGUCGCUCACAUCAUCCCUGUUUGAGAUACACGCUGAUGCUGAUGUUGCCUGACGUCGGUUGUUUCGGAUUGCCAACUUUCCCCUUGAACCGAAAACUGAUAUAAAAUAUUUCAGUUUCACUCCAAAAUAAAAUAAUAAGUAAUGUUUCGGCUGUUUUCAUUCCAAUAAAAAAUAUACAUAUUUUUUCAUUCUUGGUUUUCGUUUCGUUCCGACACACUGAUUCUAGUCCUAGUCACUCUUUAGUUAUUGGCUCAAGCAAUAUUAACUGUGAUUACCUUUGCGGUGCAGGAAAAAACAAAAACGGCACAAAAUUGGAAUGGAAAAAAUUUUCUCCUCAAAUGCCACCCCAAAUGCAGUUAUACCUUAAUUCUUUAUGCCUAUUCUGGAAGAUCUCAGGUCACUGUAGUAAUUGAAUAGAAUGAAAAUUUUUACGCACAUUCAAAAUGCUGUUGCAGAUAAAUCUCCAAGGCAUUCCAUUGAUGAUUUGCAUGACGUUUGGCCUGCACACUCUAGUGCAAAGCUUAUAGUUCCUCAGCUCUCAUACUAAUUUUGUUAGACAAUUGCCUAAAUCUGUCGACAAUAGGGUUUUUUAAGUAGUGGAAACAAAAUUAGCAGAUGCUGUAGGUUAUGCAUACGAAAGUACCCAACCAAGAGUGGGCAUAUGCACUCUCACUGACCUUGAUUUUGGGGUAUCACAAGCUGUUUGCACCCCUUAUUUCUAAAACUCCAAUGCUGAAAAUGGCUAUGAAGAGAGGAGAAUGUGGUGAAUAGACGUAGGUAGCAUUCAAAGAUGCUUGUGCUGUUGCGGACAGCUGUAGUAGUAGAGGCAGCAGUGAAAGAAUGUCAAAAAAAGUGGUCCAGCAUUUCUUUUCUGCAAUGUCCUGUAGUAACUUGGGUGCAAUCAGGUAACAUGGCUGCAGAUAAAUCGGUGUCAAUACUGAACACUGAACAAACAGGCUAUGGCUUGCCAUUUCAAGAAUGAGUGCACAGUAUGGUUCAGCAUACUUUUUGUUAAUUAGAUGUUUUGUAGUCUGACUUGGGCCAAAUUAAUUUGCAAUUAGGCACUUUUAGUUCAUUAAGGUGCCAGUGUCUGGUUCCAUUAUUUGCAAAUGAAUGGCAAGUUACAAAGGCAAGAUUCAAUAAAAUCCCUCUUAAUGCUAACCACAAGAUCUUUGUCAGCUUUAUAGGUCAAGCUUUUUUUUUUUCUUUGGAACAUGUACCAUUGCUGGACACAUUUAUUUUAUUAUAGGUUGCAGUAUAUUUGCUUUGUGUGCCCACUUUACCCCGCCAUUACAGACGUGGGGGCGUUAAGCAUGACAAGGGUUUAUGGUAUGCAUGCCAUAUUGCAUGUGGGCGCGACUUCAUAGCAUGUUUUUUUUUUUUUUUUUUUUUUUUUUCGUUGUAGUGUUUUUCUUGUGUCAUGCCUUUCUCAAAAUAUGCAGUAUUUGGGCAUCUUAACAAAGUUCACAUCUCAUUGCAACAUGUUGCAAACCAUUUGGAGCAAACUACUGCAAGAAAUGUUUUAUAAUGGGCUAGCUUGGUUUCUCAUUCUCAAACAUGGUUUGUAGCAAUCCUUGAAAAAUAUUGAAAAGAAUUGUUUCCUGUCCUUGUCUACCAAAACACCAUUUUCUAGACCUUGAAAAGGCUUAAAUUUUAGAGUGCUUAUAAGUUCCUGGCUUUUUUCUCUUCUUUUUUGAGAAUUUUGUUUGCACAUCUGGCCUUUACUUCAUCUGGCUUCCCUUUGUACUGUGAUGAAAAAAAAUUGCGUCUGUGCAUGUGUUAAGUACAAUCUCUCUUUGCAUAAACGCUUUCUCAGACCCUUAGAAGUUACAGGAACUGCUAUGAACCCUGUGAAAUAUCCAGCACACUAACUACUACCCCAUCAAGUAUCCUACGAUGAGCUUAUAUCAAGGCCUUGCUCUGUCUGAAGCUGGCUAUAGCAAAGUGAUUUGUCAUCCUUGUAAAACUCUUUACAACUUGGUCAUGCAGCAUGUGCAGUUAUCUCAGUUGAGAGAUUUUACAUUGUAGCGUAACACAUCUCAUUUUAAAAAAACACUGGUAAUGUUUGUGCUAAGCUCAUUUUCUAGACAGACAAAAAGCCAACUAUAGGUGGUAAACGUAAUUUAGUUUUACUGUUACUUCAUCUAGUUGUGCACUGUAGACCCAAGUUCCCUUGCUAGUAAACUUCUGAGUAUUCAUACUAGUAUUGGCUACUGGGCUUGUCCUUUGUUGUCAUUCCAUUCUCCUUUAUAUUUAGUCUUGCUCAGCUUCUAGCUUUUUACCUAGCCACAUUAUACAAGAAGUGCGGUGUUCUUGAACUGCUCCUUAUGUAGUGGUCAUGGGAGUUCUAAAUUAAUACAUGUGCUCCCACAAAGUGAAAGCUUGCUGUUUAUGUAUAGAGCAAAAGAAUGUAUUCAAGGUGAAUAGCAUAAAGUAUUAUACCAGGUGUCUCUUUUUAUUCGUAACACUUCUAAAGAAACUGUCGUAUUUGGACCCCAGCCGUUUUCGCAUAUCUGCAAAAACGGCAAAACAUUUUAAUUACUGACUUUAGGACAUAUGUUGUAAUUGCGAAAUUGAAGCCAAAGAGUAGUGAAGUCAUGUCUGCUUAGCAGAAAUCUUGUAACUAGUACCACUUUUGUGAUAUCUGUCACCAAAAUCUGCUAAUAUACCUUGGCGUAUCAGUUAAGAUUGUCCUGAAAUGUCAGAGGCACGCUUUAUGGAAAAGUUAUCUAGAACGCCAGUGUAUUUCGUAGCACAUUUUAAGGUCUCAUCAUCUCAAAAGUGGUGCUCGUUGCAUAAAAAAAAUACACCUGUUAUAAUGCUGCUUGUAUAUGGAAGUCUAUGGAUUCAACUAGCUCUUAGUUGCACAGUUGCUGUCCUACUAUCCACUAAGAAAUAGUGUAUUUGAUUUCUUUUCCUGCGUAGUUCUUUUUGCAGAAAGAAUUUAGGAUGAAAUGAAUUUUUUUAGUCUCAAUUUUAUUGCAAUUUUUGACAUUGUUCUACAAUGUCAAUUUGCCCAUGUUUGGCUGCUUCAGGCAAAAUAACACCCUUUUGUCAAACACUAAACAUGAAAUUCAUCAUGCUUUAUGAUAGCAGAAUAUUUAUCAUGAUGAACAAACUUGUCUUGCUCAUCUGAAAAAUCAAGUUUGUGAAGUCACUUUCAUGUGUGUUAAAUUUUCAUUCUGGGAAUUUUUUUUUUACGUUAGCAUAGGAGGAGAAUGAAGAAGUGCUGACAUACCAAUUUCAGCUUUUUUAGGUUUACUGCACUGCUUUGGUGACACAAAAUACAAGAAAGAAUGAAGACAUACAGCUCCAAACUGAAUUGUUUACUAGGAUGUGUACGUCAGAUAUACUGUAGAACCUUGUUCGUACGUUCUGGAAAAAAAAAAACGCGAGAAAACACAUACUGACUGGAAAGACGCACGUUCCUAAGUCACAAGAAAUUUGGCAGGCCCAACUGUAGUUGACAUAUACAGAAUGUGAAGUGUUGUGCGAAUCGUUGCGGCAGGAGACACGAGACGCGUUUUGUUUUCCUAUUUCGUAGUGUUUUAAGACGAGGACGGGAAACCGAAACAAAAUUGAAUUGAUGGCCGACACCGGAUGUCGCCGGAACGAAACGCGACUCUCGCAUCGCGCUGCCGGCAGCAGGGAACGGCGGUGCAUUUGGGUUAUCGCCUACUGUUUAAAAAACGUGCAGUAUGCUUUCAACGGCACUACGCCCCACGCGCUGUCAAGCAAGCAGAUGAAUAUGAUUACCACAAUGGGGGUUGGAGGCGAUAGCUGUGAAUGCGGCGUGCAAGGACUCUGGAGCAGAUUUGCUGGUACUGCAAUAAGAAACUUUAUGAGCACCAGCGUUUCCACGUGAUACGGGCGGGCGAGUAUUGCAGGGAAGCUGAUGCAGCGGGCGGCUACUGUUCUCGAUCGCGCCCGCCUCGCACCUUGUUUACAUGGGGUCUAGCAGACAGAAGACGUAUAUGAUCGCAGUCUACAGCAGGGAACGGAGGCGCGUUUGGGUUGUCACCAAUUAAAAGCGUGCAGUACGCUUCCAACCGCACCAUGUGCUCUGAAACUGAUGGUGAAGAUGUCCAUUGCAAUAGGCAUGGGAUAUUGCAACUGGAAAACGUAUCAUACGAUCGCACAUUGGCGAUGUACUGAACAUUGGUGCUGAAAUAUCGUAUUUUCCGGGAACGUAUGAACCGGUAAAAAAAUAAGCGUAGUUUUAUUGGUUCUUUGUGUGUGUGUGUGUGUUCUCAAUCACGAAUGUUAGUGCCGGGAAAUCAUACCUGACGGGAUUAUAUCAGCGGGGUUCUACUCUAUAUGACAUGAAAGAAGGAACUGAAAAACCAUUAUAGUAAAAGUAAUUCUUAGUGGUUUUUUCAUGGUCACAGGUGGCAAUUUCCAGCUAUUAUUUACAUGUAAAUAUAAAAGCAGGUACUUCAAAGCCACUGAUUGUGUGUUCACAUCACUUCCUAGUGCAUUCCUUGGCAUUAAUUGUACUUACAUUAUCUCGUUUGCAGUCUUUGAGCCACAUUGAACCAAGGUCUGAAUUGUCCUAAAAAUAUGUUCAGGUCAGUGGCAUACAAAGUAUGCCGGUAAAUUUUCCAAAGUCUCUAGCAUACCUACAGCAUGCCUAUGUUCCCUUAGUCCAAUAUAAAUAUGCCUUUCUGCCCUACGACUUCCUUCAAGCAAAAAAUAUUUAAUAUAUCUCAUUAUAUACACUCAGCAAUUUUAUUUGUAUGACUUAUAGCAGAUUUGCGCUUACCAAGUACUAGGUACUAUGGAACAACUAACUGUCUUCUUCCCUAUAGAAGCACACAGAUACAUUAAUUGGGUGUGUAGAGGAUGUUGUGUAUAAGAUACCAUUCACUUACAAGAUACGCAUAUCUGACUUUACUGCGCACAUAACAGCAGGACAAAGAACUUUGUGAUUUCUGUAGAACACAGAAUGCACAAAACUGUCUCUGUACUGCCUUUCAUGUCAAUUUGCCAUGCAGCAAGAAGGAAGGAUGACAGAAAAGGGGGGGGAGCGGGAGUCUGUACUGUAAAAGAAAUGUCACGUGGGCCCUUGGCUUUGAUAUGAGAGAAUGCCAGAGAGAAAUGUCACUUACUAGCACUGGUCGAGGCAGUGGGAGAGAAUCUUUGCCAUAAGGAUGAUACCUUGCCUCUUCACAUGAUGACCUUGCAAGAUUUGAUUUGCUUCUCUCUCCCCUACUACUGGACACUUCUAUAAUUUGUUGCGGUUAAACGCUUUCUACAUGGCACUACAAACUUUUAAUGUAUGACUAAGGUUUGUGAUGGGGCUUGGUGAGGGCCCUUUUAAGGUAAGAAACGCGCUACACUGUCAGUGGCAUAGUUAAAAGCAGUUUUGAAAUUUAUGAGCACUAGCAGGAAACUGCCGUGUGCGCUGGAACAAAACCAUUACUGAUGACUUUUACUGUACCCAUUGGGUUUACGCUUGCAUGGCCGUGCGUCUUCCUUUAUUGUAUUGCGUUUCAUAUCACCAAAGCACAGCAGUAAAUUCAGUAUGUACCAACGAGCACUUGCUGAAUCUUUGUUAAUUUUAAUGCAUGUUAAAGGACCUCUCAUCAUUGAAGUUGAUUCAGAAUGCGCCACUACAGCAUCCCUCAUAGCCCAGAUGUUGCUUUUGGAUGUUAACCUUGAUCACAUAAUUAUUAACAGAAUGUCAUAGCAUAGCAUGUGGCAACGAAGGAGGGUAUACAAUUUCACUGUGGCCCUCUUGCCACUGUGUGCUAUAUCACUGUGCCAGUCUAUGGUAAAAAAUUGUACUCGCAGUCAGUUUGCCCAAAUUUCUGUCCUGCAACUAUGCUCUUUUUAUUUCCUGGAUAAAGAAAUGCUAUAUAUUGUAGUGUGUUUAAACAUUUCAUUGGCCGUGCAUACCAUAAAUGCAUGCAGCAGGAAAAGUUUGCUGGAGUAAUUGCUUGGAUGUAGCACAUACUGGUUUAAUGUGGCAUUCUUAUUAAAGAUGAAAAUUAAAUGGCAUGAAAACAGGACAGAGAUAAUGGACACACACACCAAGAACUAUUUCUAUGAUUGCAUUGUCUUUGUCACAUCUCCUUUUCAUCUGUAUUUUCCUACCAACAAUUCACAUGAACUCUAUUUUGCAAUGCUUUUAUGCCCUGUACCAAUAAUUCCUGAAAAGUGUGAUGUUGUGCAACCAGUAUGUCUAGUUUUCUAGAGUUUAUUUAGGUGUGCACAAUUCAGUGAACUUUGGUUAUACAGCAAUGAUUUACAGCAAACACCAUCGUAACCAAAUUUUGUGCCAUCAAAGCAGAUGUGAUAGUGCACCCUUGAAGCUUUUUCAAGGAGGUAUAGCACCAUACAGAAUUUCCAGAUGCUGCCUUUACAGUGUGAUUUGUGAUUACACCAUAAAAUGUUGCAAUACAUUUUUACUGCUGUAUGUAGAGUAGCAUUGUUCUGCACAGAAGCCUUGCCUUGAACUGCUGUGAAGAUACCUCGCAUGUGCCACAUUGUAGUUUGUGUGGUAACCAAACUAAAAUGAUCUUGUGCUUGCUGGUUGCUGCCCAAACUCUAGUAUGUUGCAAAAGUAUGUGAAAGAUUGCAUAGAAAAGAAAAUACUUAUUUCUACCCAGCACAUAUGCUCAGCUAUGCUGCACGGUUGUUGAAAAAAAAAAUGGUUAAAUAGCAUUGUGUCAGCAAAAAGUGUUUUGGCUUUAUCGUGCACUGAAUCUCUCAUGAUACCUGCAAUUUUUUACAUUGUGAUUAAAAUAAUUUAUGCAUAA